AUCUCACCGCAACUGCCCCGCCUACCCCCACAGCCCACGAUUUCUCAAGUUCGUCUGCUCCCAUUGCGAAAUCCUUCGAUUGCUGAGAAGAUGAGCCCCCCGGAGGGAAUAUGUUUCACCCAAGAGCAAGAAGAUCUCGUGGUUAAGUCAUGGGACGUAAUGAAGAAGAAUUCUGCAGAGCUGGCUCUUCAAUUUUUCUUGAAAAUAUUUGAGAUUGCCCCGUCGGCUCAGAACUUGUUCUCCUUCUUGAGAGAUUCUAAAGUUCCUUUGGAGCAAAACCCGAAGCUUAAGCCUCAUGCUGUGAAUGUCUUUGUCAUGACGUGUGAAUCAGCAGUUCAACUGCGGAAGGCUGGUAAAGUCACAGUAAGAGAAUCAAACUUGAAAAGAUUAGGCGCUGUUCAUUUCAAAAGCGGUGUGGUGGAUGAGCAUUUUGAGGUUGUAAGGUUUGCACUUCUGGAAACCAUAAAGGAAGCAGUGCAAGAAAUGUGGUCACCAGACAUGAAGAAUGCAUGGGGAGUAGCUUAUGAUCAGCUAGCUGCCGCCAUCAAAGCCGAAAUGAAAGCUUCCUCUUAGACUAUCUCUACAACUUCCGCAGUCCUUUCCUCUCGAGUUCAUAAAGUUUGAUAGGGUGUCAGUCCAGGGUUUCUGCUUUUAUGUUAGUGAGCUGGUGCUCUUGGUGAUUGUGUUCAAAAAAUUCUGUUGUAUGAAUAUGCAUUAUAUUGCUAUCUUCACCAGGUUUGACAGCAUAUCAGUAUAUUAGCUUUGAACUACUGUUGAAGAUAAUAAAGAUUUAAUUUCUGUUUG
This is a messenger RNA of Neltuma alba, 804 nucleotides long. Its product is annotated as non-legume hemoglobin-like. NCBI's taxonomy places the organism in Eukaryota, Viridiplantae, Streptophyta, Magnoliopsida, Fabales, Fabaceae. The coding region runs from base 91 to 573 and encodes 160 amino acids. Gene Ontology annotation, molecular function: oxygen binding; heme binding. The transcript has 4 exons. The record is from RefSeq and is a predicted model, not a curated record.